Molecule: messenger RNA, 3366 nt
Organism: Lachnellula hyalina
Lineage: Eukaryota; Fungi; Ascomycota; Leotiomycetes; Helotiales; Lachnaceae
Gene: NEW1
Product: [NU+] prion formation protein
Exons: 2
Coding region: 1-3366 (1121 amino acids)
Molecular function (GO): ATP binding; ATP hydrolysis activity
Source: RefSeq, a predicted model, not a curated record
AUGCCCCAUCCAGUCUCACCACCCCGCCAGCAACCCACCAUGAUCUCAAAAACCUCUGACGGCAAUGCCCCGACUCAGGCAGAGGUCACUGCUAUCCUCGACCAGAUCUUCGCCGCAUCUUCAUCAGAUGCAUCAGUCGCCGCAGCCUAUUCUCUGUGCGAUCUCCUCUUGUCCACCGUCGGUUUCCGCGGACUGGUGCAUUAUGGCAUCCUUGCCGAGAUCAAGAAAGCCGCCGCUGAUAAGAAGAACGGACUUCGAAGAGAAAGCGCACAAAACUUAUUAGGUGCUCUUUUUGAGCGUCUACCUCCCCAGCAAAAGAUCAGCGAAGUAAUUCUCCUUCUCCAAGAUGGAGGCAUGGUUGCUUGCGCUCUCGAUGCUCUUUCCGACAAGGGUUCAGUCGUUCGCGAUGCCGCACAAUACGGACUCGACGAAUUAUUCAAGAACUUGAGCUCUGAAGGACUCGUUGCUGGUCUUCUUCCAGUACUCAACACAUACCUCGCAAAGCGUUCCGGCAAAUGGCAAGGAACCGUUGGGGGUUACAAAUUACUGCAAAGAAUGGCAGAUAAAGCAAAGAUGGAAAUCGGCAGCAGCAAGGAAGAAGCCAACAACAAGGAUAUCUUGCGUGAGUCCAUGGGUAUGAAGUUGGCUGGUUUGAUUCCCAUCGUCGAGGCUGGUAUGCAUGACUUGAAGAGCGAGGUUGAGAAACAAGCUGUUGCCACCAUGACCUCCUUGACGACCCUUCUGUCAAACGACGACGUUGCACCCAGAAUUCCUCUACUUAUCAAGACCAUGCAAAACCCUUCCACCGAAACACAACAGAAGGCUAUUCACGCACUUUCCCAGACCACAUUCGUCGCAAUCGUUACGUCUCCGGUCCUAGCUAUGCUCACCCCGCUCCUGGAGCGAUCCCUCAAUACCCCUACAACUGCUCAAGAAGUCCUCAGACAGACAGUAGUUGUAGUUGAGAACUUGACCAAGCUUGUCCACGACCCAGUGGAGGCUCGUACUUUCCUGCCGAAAUUGAAGCCCGGUGUCAAGGGUGUUCAGGACCGUGCAUCUCUCCCAGAAGUCCGAGAGAUGGCUGCGCGUGCACUUGCCGUUAUUGACAAGGCAAUGGGCGACGAUGAUGGAAACAUUGCCAACGGGGCUAUCGAAAGAACCUCAGUUGACGACGUCGCCAAGGUUCUCGAGGCUGAGAUCAAGAAUGCUGGAGGUCUCGGUGGUGAUUUGGACACGUUCAAACUUGCAAGACCAUAUAUCUGCGCCAUGGUCGUUGAAGACGUCAACCAUCGUGAAAUGGCGCGCAUAUCUGCAUCCAUCGUCCCCUAUCUGCAACACAUCAUGAAAGCACCAGAAGGAGCUAAGGCUGUGGGCGCUGCGGUCCAGAAAUUCUACAUCGACGAGGAUCAUCGCAAGUUUGGACAGCCCAUCAAGGAAGACGAUGGAGAGGUUGAAAUUGUCAACACUGAUUUCUCUCUCGCUUACGGAGGAAUGCUUUUGCUUUCUCACACCAACCUCCGCCUCCUGAAGGGUCACAGAUAUGGUCUUUGCGGCCGAAAUGGUGCUGGAAAGUCCACUCUCAUGCGUGCAAUCUCAAACGGCAAGCUCGAAGGCUUCCCCACUCAAGAUGUUCUCAAAACCUGUUUCGUGGAACACAACCAAGGAGAGGAUGCCGAUAUCAGCAUUUUGGAAUUCGUUGCUAAGGAUCCUGAAAUUGGAAAGGCGGGUAUAGAGCGUAUCUCCGAGGUCUUGGCUGAGGUCGGAUUUACCGCAGGUCCCCAAGGUCGCCAAGCAGAGAAGGUUGGAUCCUUGUCUGGUGGAUGGAAGAUGAAGCUUGCUUUGGCCCGUGCCAUGUUAAUGAAGGCCGAUGUCUUACUUCUUGACGAACCGACGAAUCAUUUGGACGUUGCAAACAUCAAAUGGCUGCAAGAAUACCUCAAGUCACACACCGAAAUCACCAGCUUGAUCGUGUCCCACGAUUCUGCUUUCCUUGAUGCAGUAUGCACAGACAUCUACCACUACGAGCCAGGAAAGAAGUUGGCCUGCUACAAGGGUAACUUGGCUGCAUUUGUCAAGCAAAAGCCAGAGGCAAAGAGUUACUAUACUUUGUCGGAUUCUCUUGUGCAGUUCAAGUUCCCACCUCCUGGUAUUCUUACUGGUGUCAAAUCACACACAAAGGCCAUUCUCCGAAUGACAGACUGUUCUUACACUUAUCCUGGAACCACGAAGCCAUCUCUCCACAACGUUUCAUGUUCGCUGACGCUGUCAUCCCGAACAGCCAUUAUUGGUGGAAAUGGUGCUGGAAAGUCGACUUUGAUUAAGCUUUUGACCGGCGAGACUGUUCCUACAACUGGACAAGUGGAGAAGCACCCCAAUCUUCGUAUCGGGUACAUCAAGCAACACGCCCUCGAGCACGUUGAGAUGCAUCUUGAGAAGACACCUAACCAAUAUCUCCAAUGGCGUUACGCAAACGGUGACGACCGUGAGGUUCACAUGAAGCAGACCCGUAUUCUUUCUCCCGAAGACAAAGCUCAGAUGGAGAAGAUGGUUGAUAUCGGAGAUGGACUGGGCCCAAAGCGUAUCGAAUCGCUCAUGGGUCGCCAAAAAUACAAGAAGACCUUCCAAUACGAAGUCAAGUGGGUCAACAUGCUUCCCAAAUACAACACCCAGAUUUCAGCAGAGACCCUGAAGGAACUCGGCUUCACUAAAUUAAUUCAAGAUUUCGACGAUCAUGAAGCCUCCCGCGAGGGUCUCGGAUUCCGUGAGCUCUCUCCCAAAGUCAUCUCUAAGCAUUUCGAGGAUCUUGGUCUUGACCCCGAGAUUGCAAACCACAACGAGAUCUCUGGUCUUUCAGGAGGUCAGAAGGUCAAGGUUGUGUUGGCGGGUGCUAUGUGGAACAACCCCCAUUUGCUUGUUCUCGACGAACCUACCAAUUUCUUGGAUCGUGAUUCUCUUGGAGGUCUUGCGGUUGCUAUUCGUGACUACAAGGGAGGAGUCGUCAUGAUUUCUCACAACGAAGAAUUCGUCGGCGCUCUCUGCCCAGAGCAAUGGCACGUUGCAGACGGUCGUGUCACCCACAAGGGUCACCUCGCUGUCUCUGCCGACCGCUUUGAGGAGAGCAGACCCUCCAGUGGGUUCAACAGCAGUGUUGCCAGCACCGCCGCCAACAGCGCCAUGUCUAGCGCUGUGAACAGUGGUGCCGAGGACGACGGGAAUAAACCUCUGUCUUUCCGUGCCAAGAAGAAGAAGAAGAUGACCAAGAAGGACUUGAAGGAGCGUGAGGUCAGAAGAAGAUUGAGACACAUCAACUGGCUCAGCUCCCCCAAGGGAACACCCCACCCGCCAGACACCGAUGACGAGUCAUAG